This is a messenger RNA of Trypanosoma grayi, 783 nucleotides long. RefSeq lists its product as hypothetical. Lineage: Eukaryota; Euglenozoa; Kinetoplastea; Trypanosomatida; Trypanosomatidae. The record is from RefSeq and is a predicted model, not a curated record. The transcript has a single exon. Bases 1 to 783 code for a protein of 260 amino acids.
AUGGACACACUCACCCCUCUCGGAGUGGUCGAUGACCAAGGUAUAAUUGCUGCAAAACAGGCCAUUGAGCUGCCUCUGCCGAAAAUUUCCACAAGCAGAAAUGUCUUCACAGUGAGCCACGCCUCUGCCCACCCGGACGCCGCUUCUGCUACGGCCUUCCUCGACAAACACGCGCCACAGCUUCGAGAUGAUAUGGAUUGCCAACGCAUCGCCAUUCAGAACCAUAACCUCGCUAAACUGCGUGAAUUCGUUGAGAAGAGCGAGAUGAAGAGCACGGUUGGCGAGAAGGAGAGAGUUGUUGCGUUGAAGUGUCUGGUUCGAAGAGCGGCGGAAAACGAUAUUCAAUACGCACAUAAAUGUAACUAUCCUCUUGUUGUUGUCCAGUUCAUGCGCCGUACAUGGCAGGUUCUUCUCCGGCAGGUCCAAGAACACUUGAGUGAGGCCCAUUCAGAAGACUCUCAAGAUGCCGUACCGCUGCUCGAGCAGCGCCAUCGAGAGGCAAUAGAGAACAUAUCAGCCUUGGGCCUAUGGUUCGUUGGAGACAUGUCAAUUCCUUUUCGCCGUUACUCACUCCAAAUGACUGCUGCCGACGGCACACUUCAGAACGUCAUUGCGGUCGGGUUGGUGUCGUUUUCUUACUCCUCAUACGUCAUGGACUCCCGCCGACGCGCACAGGAAGCUACCCUCGCAGAACUAGAAAGACUUUCAAAGCGCCUCGGCGUGAAACUGCACUUCUUGCCGUCUUUGGUUUUGCCGGAGGAGGCCAAGGCAGUACCUCUAUAA